Messenger RNA from Vidua macroura (Pin-tailed whydah), 3720 nucleotides. It is a transcript of the gene MICU3, whose product is annotated as mitochondrial calcium uptake family member 3. Gene Ontology annotation, biological process: mitochondrial calcium ion homeostasis; calcium import into the mitochondrion. Gene Ontology annotation, molecular function: calcium ion binding. The record is from RefSeq and is a predicted model, not a curated record. The transcript is spliced from 14 exons. Gene Ontology annotation, cellular component: uniplex complex. NCBI's taxonomy places the organism in Eukaryota, Metazoa, Chordata, Aves, Passeriformes, Viduidae. The coding region runs from base 1 to 1548 and encodes 515 amino acids.
AUGGCCGCCCUGCGCUCCCUGCUGCGCUGGCGCCGCCGCCUGGGGCCCGCGCCCGGCGCUCCGCUAGCCCGGCGGCUGUGGGGCGGCGGCGGCGGGGCCGGGGCGGCGGGGCCGCGGCGGUGGCGGCGGGAGCUGGGCUGGGCGGCGGCGGGGGCGGCUCUCGCCGGGUUCGCGGGGUACCGGCUGUCCGAGCGGCGGCGGGAGCCCUCCCGGGAGCCGGCAGCCGCCGAGCCGGGCGGGGCCCGGGCGCUGCUCCCCAUCCCCGUGGCGGCCGCUGCCAAGGAGACGGUGACGGUUACAGAAAACAGAUCAGACCUCGAAGAUUUGCACCUUUAUGCAACUCCGCGGGAGCAACGGUUUCGUAUGUUUGCCAGUCUAGAAUUUGAAGGACAGCUAUACAUGACUCCACACGACUUCAUCCAGGCUGUUACAAGUGAUGAACCCAAACAUGCUAAAAAGUGGCGAUCCCUUUCAAAGCAGGAGCUGAAUCAGAUCCUUAUGGAGACACCACCAGUUUGGAAAGGAUCAUCCAAACUUUUCCGUAAUCUUAAUGAGAAAGGUGUGAUAUCUUACACAGAAUAUUUAUUCCUCUUAUGUAUUUUAACAAAGCCACAUGCAGGUUUUCGAAUUGCUUUCAACAUGUUCGAUACUGAUGGCAAUGAAAUGGUGGACAAAAAGGAAUUCUUAGUGCUCCAAGAGAUCUUCAGAAAAAAAAAUGAGAAGAGAGAAAAAAGAGGAGAUGAAGAAAAACGUGCAAUGCUGCGUCUUCAACUUUAUGGAUAUCACACUCCUACUAACAGUGUUCUUAAAACAGAAGGAGAGGACCUUGUCCCCAGAAGCUAUUGGGAUACUUUGAGACGUAGCACAAGCCAAGCACUCUUUUCAGACCUUGCGGAGCGUGCUGAUGAUAUUACAAGUUCGCUAUCAGACACUACACUGCUUGUACACUUCUUUGGCAAGAAAGGAAAAGCUGAACUGAACUUUGAAGAUUUUUAUAGAUUUAUGGAUAACCUGCAAACUGAGGUUCUAGAGAUAGAAUUCCUUUCCUACUCCAAUGGGAUGAACACCAUCAGUGAGGAAGACUUUGCCCAUAUUCUCUUGAGGUAUACAAAUGUGGAAAAUACAUCAAGUUACCUGGAAAACUUGCGUGGCAGUAUUCCUGAAGAAAAGGGUAUCACAUUUGAAGAAUUUAGAUCAUUUUUUCAAUUCUUGAACAAUCUAGAAGACUUUACAAUUGCAAUGCAAAUGUAUAAUUUUGCAAGUCGUUCGAUAGGUCAAGAUGAAUUCAAGCGUGCUGUGUAUGUAGCCACAGGUGUGAAGCUCUCACCACAUUUGGUGAACACAGUGUUCAAGAUUUUUGAUGUCGACAGAGAUGACCAGUUGAGUUAUAAAGAAUUUAUCGGCAUUAUGAAAGACAGACUCAAUCGAGGGUUUAGGGAGACUCCGAAGUAUGGUUGGAAGGAAUAUUACUCUUGUGUGAUGACUGUAACCAGUGAGCAUCUCAGAGAUCUAUGGAAGCAAUUUCGGAGACAAGAUAUGCUGAGAUAAAGGAAGAAAGCAGGAUUAUCUGCACUGGCUAGAAUUAUUUAUUCCCAUGAAUUCUUAAUGAAGAACAAACUAACCCAGGUGAAUGGUGAAUCUUCCAGCUGCAGUAGAAAACACAGGACUUCUUUUCCACUUAGAGUAGUGAUCAUCAACUCUUAAAACUGCUUUUCAGUAUGUAUUUUAUUUAACUGAUGAACUAACUAUGCCAUGUGAGUGGGAGAAGCCUUCUUUUGUAAGAACAUCUUUGAAUAUUAUUUUUUAUUAUUUUGAGAUAAAUUGUCAUUUAAAAGGAAACAAAAAUAAGUCUUACACCUGGGCAGGAAGACGUUUGGCAUUGAAGAGAAACUGCCUGCAUCAGCUUAGACUGUGAAUUCACUUUCAGGUGAGCACUAUUAAAAGUUGGUGCUAAACUGAAAAUGAGACUACAUUAAGUAGCAUAACAAUUACAUAUGAGUUGAAUGGACAAAUUAAACUCUUAGAGGCUGUUGUUUUACAAAGAGUAAAGCUGUUACGAUUAAAAUGUGAACGAUAGGUAUUUACCUAGGAAAAGUACUGUAUGAACUAUAAUGUUCAGAUUCUCCAAGUCUUAUUAUAAUGUUUAUGAAUUUAUCCUUUAAAAAUAGUACAGAUUUUAAGAUGUCUUACAAGCAGUGUGUCAAAGAAAAGUCAAAAUGUUCAAAUUCAUGUAGCACACACUUUGUAAUAUUUAUUAUAAAUUUUAUUGCCAUACACUGGUAUGUUUCUGGUAGAGUACAAAUUCAUGUGUUUCUUGUGAAUAGUGCACUUUUAUAUGAAGUGGCACUGAGUAGAAAUUAUAGUUGUCUAAUUUGCUACUCUGGAAUGCCAUAUCUGAAAACUAGAUAAAUAGCUUGUGUUUGUGUCAAACAAAAAACAAAACAAAACAUGAAUGCAUGCACAGUACAGAACAACACUAUGUAAUAUUAUUUUAAUAUUACUUGUUUGCUAUCCAGCAGCAGCAUUUUUCCUUACUCCCUAUUAACAUUAUUGUUAGGCAGCAGGAAUUAAAUCCACACAAACAAGAAGACAUAUUUUUUACGCCCUUAAAUCUUGAAAAGAUUUACUGGAUAUUGAAUAAAUCUGUAUCUGUUUAGGAAAAGACUAUGCCAUUAAAUAAUUCUACCUGAAUAGGCACACACUUGAACUAAUGUCAAUAAAUUGUCAUCAGAAGCAGAAAUAUUUGGUAGUCAGACAAUCAAAACAGAACUAAAAUAAUGCUUUUAAACAUCUCACUACUCCAAAUGAUGAAAUAAAACUUUUUAAAAUUUUGUUCAGUGCACAUGUUGCUCAAUUACCAUCUUAUAUGUCAUGUGAGUAGAUGUAUGGUGUCUGUGUAACAGUGCACCUAAGUUUUGAAAUGCUUAAUUUCUAGUAAGAUAUAUCUCUGGUAGAAAAAUCAAAACAAAAUUAAAAGGAAGCUUUUUUAAAGAAAUUCCACACUGUGAAUUGUAGAAAAAAAUAUGUCCUAAGUAUGGCUUUUAUCUGAAAAAAAAAAAAAAAAAAACAAAACCCAGGCCAGUUCAGAAAACUAUCAAAGGAUGAUACUUCAGUUAAUAUUUCAUGAUAAAUAAAUUCAAAAUUUCCACCUUGGUGUCCUUAAACUAUUGACUGCAAGAAAUAAAUGAAAUAAAUUGAGAUAAAGGUUCUUGAAUUGACACAGCAGAACACAGAUAAGCUGCAGUCCCUCUGUGAUCAUUUAGGGAAUCAGCUGUAUUCAAUGUAUCGUCUCGGUACGCAAAACUGUCUCACUGCUUCUUGUCAGCACACGCAAAACCCAGUUUGCUACUUCAAUGGUGAAGGACAAAGAAAAAAGAAAACACUGGGAGUCACUGAAGGGGUUCCCAUCCUUCCUUUUCAUUCAUGACUGCCCACUCACAGUGACCUCCCCUUGAAGGAAGCAGCUGUACUGUCAUCAUUUUGCUGCUCCACUGCCCUAGGCAAUAGUGCACUUUGCUUUUAUGGCUGGCUUGAAGCAAUUUUAACAUUUUUCUAUAUAUUUCCUAUCUAUAGUUACUUACUAUAAAAUAAAAUGUGAAAGUGUCAGAUUAGUUUUUAAGACUAUUUUUUCUUCAUGUUUAUUAAUAUUAUUUAAUAUAAAUAUGAAUAUAUACAUAUAAUAUUCCUGUUUAUUUCAAAAUAAAUGCACUUGAAACUAAU